UAAAAACUGCGGAAUUAUAUGCUGCCUGUCAAGUUCUAUCCAUAAAAGUUAUCUCCCGUGUAUUCAACCUCCUCACCUCUGUUCACCAUAAGUUUCUCCAUUCUUUUGUUCGUCCAGUGACCGACGGAGUCCUACGGGAUGUUGAUUGCGGUGGUAUCAUCGCAAUGGUGUAGAAGGGGCGGGGGGGAUUGAAAGUGAAAAAGUCAUCAAGUGCAUAUGUUUGAUGUAUUGAGUGGAUCCGUUGGAAUUUACAUUGUUAUUGGGGAAUAGAUCAAUCAUUCCUGAUUAGUCGUUAUAAAAUGGCUGAAGCACGCGAUUCACAAGCUGUGUCGCGGGCUAAUAUAAUAAAAACACUUUAUGAAUUGAGCGUUAUUUCAGUGACCAAAGGAUUGGGCACUUAUAAAAAAUCUCUGACAUAUUUACCAGAUAAUGUGCUCUUCGAUGUUUAUCGUCAGCUGUACAAAGAGAAGAGACUCUGCCUCCUGUCACAGGAACUCACGCACAUGGACGUUUUCACGAGAAUGCUCAAAGUCAGAGACAGGAGGACUGACUUGUUGCAGAUGUUUCAGUCAUUGAUGGACCACGGCACAAAAAUAGCAAACGAUAUAGUCGUCGCAUACAGCAUAUGCUGUCUGGAAGUCCUGAAGAAACCCUACGCCAAGAAGGAAGUAAUAAACCUUGGUCUUCGCCUGGGGAGUUUUCUAUGCGACAGUGGUUGGUACGUAGAGAGUGAGGAAGCCUUAAACGCUUGCAAGAACCUCUGCAUAAUGUCAAACUGCCAGGAGUACGAGACCCCUGAGAGCUUGUGUCGCACUCUCGACUGUUGUCACAAGUUGCUGCACGCUCAGACAGCGUACUGCAGCUUCAGGGGAGCAGCUGAGACCCACGAAUUGGCACUGGCAACAGUGAAGAAACUCGAAGUAGCUGGCUACAAGGACUUCAGUCAUGCUGCACUUUAUGCCGAAUUCAGUGUGUUAUUUUUCAUUAGGGGAGAAUACGAUCAGGCGUACAGAUGGAGUGUGGCUGCUCUGAAGGAACUUAAACCCAGCCUGCCAGCUCGUAUCACUAUAGAUGUUCUCAGACAAGCGGCCAAAUCCUGUGUAGUCAAGCGCGAGUUCCAAAAGGCUGGAUUGCUCAUUCGUCAGGCUGUCUAUCUGGCUCGCGAUGUAUUUGAUAUUGAUCAUCCAAAGUACAGUGAUGUUCUGAUCGAUUAUGGAUUCUAUUUGUUGAAUUAUGAUAGCAUUGUCAACAGUGUUUCUGUUUACAAGACUGCACUAGAAAUAAGGAAAAGAAUUUUCGGUAAAAUGAAUCUGCGUGUGGCAAUAGCACACGAGGAUCUUGCAUACGCUUUAUACGUUCAGGACUACAGCUCUGGGAGAUUCACACCUGCCAAUGAUCAUGCCACCAAAGGCAUUGAGAUAAUGGAGAAAUUGCUACCGAACGAGCACCUCAUGCUGGCCAGUGCUAAACGUGUUAAGGCUUUAAUAUUGGAGGAAAUCGCACUCGACACCGCACUAACAACUGAGGAGGAUUUAUUGAUGAAAUCUGAGGAUCUACAUUUGUCUGCUCUGCAACUGGCACAAACAGCUUUUGGUGAACGCAAUGUGCAGACUGCAAAGCACUAUGGCAAUUUAGGGAGAUUAUAUCAGAGUAUGAGCAGAUUUGAUGAAGCUGAAGCAAUGCACUUGAAAGCUAUAAAAAUUAAAGAAGAACUCCUGGGUUCUGAUGAUUACGAAGUCGGUUUGAGCAUUGGUCACCUUGCAUCUCUCUAUAAUUUCCACAUGACGAGGUACAGAGAUGCUGAGCUAUUGUAUUAUCGCAGCAUUGCCAUUAAUCUGAAAUUAUUUGGGAAGAGCUACAGCGGUUUAGAGUAUGACUAUCGCGGUCUCCUCCACAUUUACAUUGAGACGGGGGAAUUCGACAAAGUUCGAGAGUAUCAAGAUAUUCUCAAUCGGUGGAAAGACCUCAGAACCCAACACGCCGAGUCCGAGGAUCCGCCAAUUGAUCUCCACAAGCGUCCAGAACCCAUUCAAAAGGUCAUCGACACAUUUUUCACGAUGUAGUUGAAUUUAUUGUAAAGUAUCACAGAUUUAAUUACCCCCAGCCAUCAGGGGACAACUGUUACAGACUGCUGAGUCAUUGUAAACACAUUUUUCUCAACAAUUUUUGAAUAUUUUGCUUUUUUGAACUCUAGAAAUUGUUGACGAAUGAUUAUUAGGGAAUAAUUAUUUCCACGAAUGUUAAAUACAAACUGAUAAAUAGGCAAAGUUACUAAUUAUGUCGCAAAGCAAAAAAUAAAUAAAUAAAACACAGAAAUUCAAAUCACCGAAUGAAAUUUGGUAUUGGAUAGAUUUUUGAGUGAGUUCAGAGAAAAAUUGCAGAUUUUUUCCACUCAAUUAUGGAAUUAUCUCAAUUCUACGACGCUUUUUGUACAAAAUGUUUUUCUCCUUGAGUAUAUGCCCUCCUAUGUUUUUUCAUGGAAUCAUUCAUUUCUGAGACAAUUCCAUAAUUAACUACAAUAUCAGCAUUAUAGGUAAUAUCACUGGUUUAAUAAUCCGCGAACACUUGGAAAUUAUUGCUGCUGGUUACUGAAUCAUUGUGUACAAAUUCUACUCAGUAAUUAUUGGAUAUUUUGUUUUAAGAGCUCGGUAAUCUAUUUACCCAUUGUAAUUAUAGAAUAAUUGUCUCCAUGGAGGUUGAAAAUAAACUAACAAAUUAAUAGAGUUGUAACGCAUUAUAACGAAAAAUUCGUAAUAUACCUGGAGAUUCAAAACCACCCAUUCGAAUUCUGUAAUGAAAAAUUUCAAAACUUUUCCAUUCAACUGUGGAAAUGUCUCUGUAAUAGAACUCUUUCCUCUAAAAGACAUCAGGUUUUAUUUUUUAAUCACAUGUCCAAUACCCAGAGACUCUUGUACUCAUUAAAAAAUAUUACAAUUUUGUAUUUCUGUAUCUUUGUAAUUUGGAAAUUAUUUUUCUAGAUAAGUGGUUUGAGGAGAAAAUUUAGGAUUUUUUUUUCAUUUCAAGUCAUUUCUAUAUAUUUUCCUCUAUAACUGUCUCUCACCACAAUAAUUCCUUAAUUAUCACAGAUAUCUCAUUUUAUUAAAAAAUAUUUCACAAAAUUGCACAAAGAAAAGUUGACUAAAGGCACUGAAAAUUAAUACAUUAUCAGAUUGACUGACAACCCUUUAAUUUUCCACUUCUGUCACUUCAUCAAGCCUAUUUUUCUCUGUUAUUUAAAUGAUUGUACAAACUGAUAUCAUUUUCAUGCGUCUUUCAAUACGAUGAAUUGACACCAUUUUACUCCACUGCAAUUUACGGCUUAUUACCAGUGCAAAUGAAAAGCUAUAUGAAUGCAUAUAAGAUAAGAUAAGAUAAGCCUCUCUGUUCAACUAAUACUUAAGGCAUUACGAGAUAUUGACAUUUUCCUCGAGCCAAUUCCCGGAAAAUUCUGUAAUUAAAUCUAUCUUUAAAGCACUAUCAACAAAACUGAUAAAUUAUCGACACUUCUUCAAUGAUAAAAUUGGAAACAAAAGCAUAAUAAAAUAAGAAUGACAAAGAGGAGUUGGAGAUAGAACAUCUGAUACUGAGAGGCUGAGGUAAUUACUUAUACUUGAAAUUUACACAUAGCUAUUGCCAUUUUAACUAAUGCAGUGGCGAAAUUGGGGGGAAAUGGAUAGAAGUGUUCUAUUUCAAGAACUUUAUGCCGAAUUUUUUUUACUCAACUCCCUCAUAAUUGCGAAUAAUUCUGUUUCCACAACUCUCUCUCUCUCUCUCUCUCCCUCUUUCUCACGUUGUAUAUUUGUAAUUUAAUAAGAAAAAACAAUGAAAACCACGAAAUCGACUAGAGCUACUGCGAAACGACACAUCAGGAUUUUUUACGUUGAGAUAUUCUGAAAAAAGAUAAAAGCCCUUAGUAUGAAUGCCUAGAGUCGUUAUUCUUUUAGUUUGUAUAAUGUUAAAUUUUCUACAUAAAGUAAAGUCUGACAGUGAGAGGAUUUAUUGCAUUAAGUAACCUGUUUAUAUCACAAAUCGCGGUAAAUUGUUAAAUAUGUACUAUUACAAAUGAAUAACAUAUUUUAAAUGUAAUAAAUUCGUAAUGCAUGUAAUAAAAAUUGUGAUGGAAGAAAUACAACGUUUUUAAAAACAAA
Messenger RNA from Diachasmimorpha longicaudata, 4148 nucleotides. RefSeq names its product amyloid protein-binding protein 2 (gene Pat1). Gene Ontology annotation, biological process: proteasome-mediated ubiquitin-dependent protein catabolic process; intracellular protein transport. Lineage: Eukaryota; Metazoa; Arthropoda; Insecta; Hymenoptera; Braconidae. The coding region runs from base 300 to 2063 and encodes 587 amino acids. Gene Ontology annotation, cellular component: Cul2-RING ubiquitin ligase complex. Gene Ontology annotation, molecular function: protein binding; ubiquitin-like ligase-substrate adaptor activity. The record is from RefSeq and is a predicted model, not a curated record. The transcript has 3 exons.